Camarhynchus parvulus is the source of this 978-nucleotide messenger RNA. It is a transcript of the gene MC3R, whose product is annotated as melanocortin 3 receptor. The transcript has a single exon. Bases 1 to 978 code for a protein of 325 amino acids. Gene Ontology annotation, biological process: G protein-coupled receptor signaling pathway. Gene Ontology annotation, molecular function: peptide hormone binding; melanocyte-stimulating hormone receptor activity. Lineage: Eukaryota; Metazoa; Chordata; Aves; Passeriformes; Thraupidae. The record is from RefSeq and is a predicted model, not a curated record. Gene Ontology annotation, cellular component: membrane.
AUGAACACCACACGCUCUGCAUUCUCCUUGCAGCCCCUGCUGCUGAACACCACCGAGGACUUCAACGACUCCAUCCCCACCAACCGCAGCGGCGACGGGUUCUGCGAGCAGGUCUUCAUCAAAGCCGAGGUCUUCCUGACUCUGGGCAUCAUCAGCCUGCUGGAGAACAUCCUUGUCAUCCUGGCCGUGCUGAAGAACGGCAACCUGCACUCUCCCAUGUAUUUCUUCCUCUGCAGCCUGGCCGUGGCAGAUAUGUUGGUGAGCAUGUCCAACGCCCUGGAGACCGUCAUGAUCGCCAUCCUCAGCAACGGCUACCUGAUCAUCGACGACCACUUCAUCCAGCACAUGGACAAUGUCUUUGACUCCAUGAUUUGUAUUUCUCUGGUAGCCUCCAUUUGCAACCUCUUGGUCAUAGCCAUCGACAGGUACAUCACUAUUUUCUAUGCCCUCCGUUACCACAGCAUCAUGACGGUGAAGAAAGCCCUGACCCUCAUUGUGCUCAUUUGGGUGGCGUGCAUCAUCUGUGGCAUCAUUUUCAUUGCCUACUCGGAGAGCAAAACUGUCAUUGUGUGUCUCAUCACCAUGUUCUUCACCAUGCUGCUGCUGAUGGCCUCUCUGUACGUGCACAUGUUCCUGUUUGCCCGCCUGCACGUCAAGCGCAUCGCGGCGCUGCCCGUCGAGGGCGUGCCCCCCCAGCGCACCUGCAUGAAGGGCGCCGUCACCAUCACCAUCCUCCUGGGCGUCUUCAUCGUCUGCUGGGCGCCUUUCUUCCUCCACCUCAUCCUCAUCAUCUCCUGCCCCAUGAACCCCCACUGCAUCUGCUACACGGCGCACUUCAACACCUACCUGGUGCUGAUCAUGUGCAACUCGGUCAUUGACCCGCUCAUUUACGCCUUCAGGAGCCUGGAGAUGAGGAAGACUUUCAAAGAAAUCGUGUGUUGCUGCUAUGGCAUGAGUGUGGGACAGUGCAUGCUGUAA